CUAUUAUCUACCUCUUUGGUAUCCAGGAGUGAUCGUCCGUCUCUGCCAGAGGCGUCAACACGGUCUCCAGAAACGUGGCGACACAUGUGCACUGCCCAGAUUCACCACCCACUGACUAUUGUCUCUUGCAUCUGUGGUCUAAACCCUCAUCGUUCUCCACACUCUCAACUCAUGAAACAUCUAACCCGCUUUCUCCGCACGUCCCUUUCUUUCAGAGAGAAGAUCAUCAGGAGUCUUUGCGUUCCUGCUUUUCCGAAGCUUUCAGAAGUCUUCAGGAGGAACUUGGACCUGUCAACCUUCGUGCUGCUCUUCCUGCUGCUGUUGGCGGUGAUCACCGUAGCCACCGUCGCGGUGAGCAACAAGCAGUGGCUGAGGAAAACCAUCGGUGCCAUCACAGUGACCCAGGCCACCACUCAACGCCGCAGGAAGAUGAGGACCAUCAAGAUGAUCGUGCUGCUGGUGGUGACCUUUGCCCUCUGUUGGUUUCCCCUCAACGUCUACACCAUCCUGCUCUCCGACCAACGUGUCCAAUUCAACAACACCCUCUACUUUGCCUUCCACUGGGUGGCCGUGAGCAGCACCUGUUGUAACCCCUUCAUCUACUGUUGGAUGGACAACAGGUUCCGCUCCGACCUCAUGACCCUUCUGGCCAAGUGUGGGUGGAGAAGGAGGAGAGGAGGCAAGAUCCUGGUGCUCACCGCGGCCAGCGGAGACGGGAGGCAGUCGGGGGUGAGAUUGGAGGACGAGCCUGGCCCGUCCACGGAGAAUAUGAGUUGCUACCUUGGUGGGCGCAGGGGUAACAAUGGGGAGGUGAGUACAGUUUAG
Amblyraja radiata (thorny skate) is the source of this 825-nucleotide messenger RNA. Its product is annotated as probable G-protein coupled receptor 83. The transcript is spliced from 4 exons. Gene Ontology annotation, cellular component: plasma membrane. Gene Ontology annotation, molecular function: neuropeptide receptor activity. Gene Ontology annotation, biological process: neuropeptide signaling pathway. The annotation marks the transcript as partial. Lineage: Eukaryota; Metazoa; Chordata; Chondrichthyes; Rajiformes; Rajidae. The record is from RefSeq and is a predicted model, not a curated record.